GUGGGCACAGAGGGCCAGUGGAAUAGUGGGCACAAAGGACCAGUGGAACAGUGGGUACAGAGGACCAGCGGAACAGUGGGUACAGAGGACCAGAGGAACAGUGGGUACAGAGGACCAGAGGAACAGUGGGCACAGAGGACCAGUGGAACAGUGGGUACAGAGGACCAGAGGAACAGUGCACAGAGGGCAGUGGGAUACAGAGGACCAGAGGAACAGUGGGCACAGAGGACCAGUGGAACAGUGGAUACAGAGGACCAGAGGAACAGUGGAUACAGAGGACCAGAGCAACAGUGGGCACAGAGGGCCAGAGGAACUGUGGAUACAGAGGACCAGAGCAACAGUGGGAACAGAGGACCAGAGGAACUGUGGAUAGAGAAGACCAGAGCAACAGUGGGAACAGAGGACCAGAGGAGCAGUGGGAACAGAGGACCAGAGGAACUGUGGAUAGAGAAGACCAGAGCAACAGUGGGAACAGAGGACCAGAGGAACAGAGGACCAGAGGAACAGUGGGUACAGAGGACCAGAGGAACAGUGGGCACAGAGGACCAGAGGAACAGUGGGCACAGAGGACCAGAGGAACAGUGGGCACAGAGGACCAGAGGAGCAGUGGGUACAGAGGACCAGAAGAACAGUGGGCACAGAGGACCAGAGGAACUGUGGAUACAGAGGACCAGAGCGACAGUGGGCACAGAGGACCAGAGGAACUGUGGAUACAGAGGACCAGAGCAACAGUGGGCACAGAGGACCAGAGGA
This is a messenger RNA of Pocillopora meandrina, 753 nucleotides long. The record is from the annotation of a GenBank genome assembly. NCBI's taxonomy places the organism in Eukaryota, Metazoa, Cnidaria, Anthozoa, Scleractinia, Pocilloporidae.